Messenger RNA from Chrysoperla carnea, 1889 nucleotides. It is a transcript of the gene sv, whose product is annotated as paired box protein Pax-5. Gene Ontology annotation, molecular function: DNA-binding transcription factor activity, RNA polymerase II-specific; RNA polymerase II cis-regulatory region sequence-specific DNA binding. The coding region runs from base 47 to 1732 and encodes 561 amino acids. Gene Ontology annotation, biological process: anatomical structure development; regulation of transcription by RNA polymerase II. The transcript has 12 exons. The record is from RefSeq and is a predicted model, not a curated record. NCBI's taxonomy places the organism in Eukaryota, Metazoa, Arthropoda, Insecta, Neuroptera, Chrysopidae.
GGGGGAAUACGGGGAUACGUAUUAUACAGGUUCAGACCAGUCUGAUAUGAUCAGCAUGGAGUGUCAUCCAGGUCCCAUGGUGCAGCAUGGGGCCGGUAUGGGUCUGCACAUGGAUACACAACAAUCAUUAUUACAUCAUGUGCAGGCCCCACAACAACAUUCAGAUUCCGAAUCAAAGAAAAAACAAAUGUUUUUUGUUUCAGAAGAUAAUGGAUCACAUGGUGGAAUAGGCGGUGAUGGUCACGGCGGUGUAAAUCAGCUGGGUGGUGUAUUUGUUAAUGGCCGACCCUUACCAGAUGUAGUUCGACAACGAAUUGUCGAAUUAGCACAUAAUGGGGUACGACCGUGUGAUAUAUCAAGACAACUUCGUGUUUCUCAUGGCUGUGUAUCGAAAAUUCUUUCAAGGUAUUAUGAAACAGGAAGUUUUAAAGCUGGAGUAAUUGGUGGAUCAAAACCAAAAGUUGCCACACCGCCUGUUGUAGACGCAAUUGCAAAUUAUAAACGUGAGAAUCCAACAAUGUUCGCAUGGGAAAUUCGUGAUAGAUUAUUAGCGGAAGGUAUUUGCUCACAAGAUAAUGUACCCAGUGUAUCAUCAAUAAACAGAAUUGUUAGAAAUAAAGCAGCGGAAAAAGCGAAACAUGUACAUCACCAGCAACAAGCGGCAGCAGCUGCGAAUAAUCAAACAAAUUUGGGUAGUAAUGGACCACCUCCCGGAAAUAAUAAUUCUGUUGGCAAUGGUAAUUCAGGAACUGGUGGGCCUGUAUCAGUAAUAGCUCAUGCGGGUUCAGGUGGUACAACGCAAUUAGGUGGAAGCACGGGUGUAGAUCAACGUGCCGGAUCUUAUAGCAUAAACGGUAUAUUGGGUAUACAUCAUCAUAGUGAUCCAAAUGGUAACAGUAUUAAAAGGAAACGAAUUGAUGAUCAUGACGAAAAUCGUGAUUUAAAUGGCGGUCACCCGGAUGAUGACUUAAAAAGACAAAGGACACAAUAUAAUGGGGACCAAUUAUAUUCAAAUCUAUGGUCAAGCAAAUGGAGUAUCAAAGAUGAACAUAAGUUACUGUCAGAAUUAGGUGGCGGUGGUGGUGCUAAUGGACCUGGAGGUCCUGGUUCAGGUGGACCCACUACCGGUGGUUAUUAUGAUUCACACAGUGGUGGUUUUACAACAAAUCCAGGUGUCACUUCAGCGGCGGAUCUGUAUGAUUCAAUUAGUACAAUGUCACAAACACAAUGUGGUACAAAUAGCAUUUAUACGCCGCCAAUUGGAGGAGGAUCUUUAGGAUCUGGUUCUUUAACACCUUUGGCACCGAUCAGUAUGCAAGAAAUGAAACUUGGAGCAAAUGUUCUAGAUCCAGCAUUAUCACCGUAUCAUACAGCUGAGACUAGUUCACCAUACAGUGCAGUUGUUGGCGUUGGUGUUGUAGAUAGUGGUGGCUCACCAGGUCUACCCUUAACAUUACCUGCUGAGCCACCAUUAACGCGUGCCGAUCAACAGCAGCAACAAAAUGCAGCGACGCAUUCACCAGAUCCAGUAUCUACUGGCGGUUUAACGGUUUUACAAACCCCAACCGCUUCGUCAUACUCCACAAUGUUACCUAGUUUUGGAUACAGUACAGGUGGAACAACGGUGGUUCCAGGCUCAGAAUAUGCAUACAGUUCAGCGUACAGUCAAUAUGGCGCAACAUACGGCACAUACGGCUAUAGUGGUGCCUCUACUGGGCUCCUCAGUAAGUAAACCAUUCUCCAUACUAUUAUUGUAAUAACGAGAUGCCAAAUGUGAAUGGAAAUGGAAUUACCACUGAGCCACAAAUUACGGAUAAUUUUGAUCAAUCAACAAGCAGAUCACCUCUAGCUGCUACCAGAGCAAACUCACUUGCGUCGGCCAAUUCUCC